AAAACCAGGGCAUCAUUUCACUCUCAGGAGCGAAACAAGAACCCGAGCCGCAACUGGUAAGUAAGGGGAAACACGAAAACAGAGAACAGAAAACACCUCUCUACACAAAGAGUUGUGGGUGUCUGGAACAGGCGGACGCGGAAUAAGGAAACGUUGUAUCUCUUUUUUUUUUACACACGGACAAAUUGGCAAGUCCAGGAGUUAGUCUUACGUAAAGAAAUGUCGCUUAAGACGUCGUGUACAGAGUUUGGAAAGAAGACUUUAGAAUCGUCGCCUGGACGUGAGGACGUGAGGUAUUAUAGGUGAUUAAAAAAAAUACGAGCGACAGACCCUCGUCACGUGAUAGGUGUGGGGCCCGAACCCUGGUCACGUGUGCCUUCGCUUCGCCUUCCUUUUCCGUUGGCAUAGUUGCAGCUGUUCGGUGUGGGGCUGUUCGGAGUGGUUGAAAUCGUACGCUUUUACGAAAUAUUACUUAACAUCGCUAGUCAGUGUCACCGGGUUUCGGUUUUAAACUCAGAAUCUUUUUUAAAAAAUAUUUAUUCCGUCGUGUUUAUUUCCUGGCGGGUAUUGCUGAGUAUUGCUUCAGUAUGUCGGCGGUGCAGCGGAUGAAAGUCGCAAACGAGAAGCAUAGCAAGACCAUCACCCAGCGGGGACACGUCCAGAAAACCACGCGCACAGUCAAUGAGGACCACUCUCCUGUGGGCCCUUGGCUUCUGGCGCUGUUCGUCUUCGUCGUGUGCGGCUCUGCCAUCUUCCAGAUCAUCCAGAGUAUUCGUCAGGGUGCAUGAGAGCCACGCCGUGCUGCGCUGCAGGAGGAGCUGUCUCUGGGAAUGAGCACCUGCCAGAAGCUCCCUGCCCACCCCUUUCCCUCACUGUCCUGCUCCCCUCCUCUUCCUCCAUUAAAGUCUGACCCUCUCAAAAGGCACCCCUGUGAGUAGGAAACUGCCCCAAGGCUCAGGUUCGAUCUGGGGGUUUCAAAUUCUGUUUGUUCUGAGCCUCAUUUCACAUCCUGGAUCUUACCAAGUAGGGCUUCUCAAUCCCACUUCUGGGUACCCCAUUUCCCACUGGUGCUUUUCACCUUUACUCCUGGUAGCUUAAUGUGAUCCCUUCACUACUGAUCUGAUCAACUAGAUCUUUGUCAUUUCUUCCCACUCUCCACAUUCUUGCUGUUAUUUUAAAAAUAAAAAUCUAUUUUCGCUGUUCCUGAACUGACAACAAUUCUAAAACAAACAAAGGGCAAAUACAUUGUUACAUCUUGGACUGGAGUAAGAUCUCAGACGGACCUGCUAGACCCAGGUGUCAGACAGCGCUGGACUGGGGGGUCCUGCUCUAGAGCCAGCUGUAUAGUCAAGAGUGGGGCCAUGGGGACUGAUGGAGUCCACCAGGGGGCGCUGCUUCAGGUCCGAGUGACCAGCAGGCAGUGGAUACGGUGUGUACAGUACAACUGUAGGAAACUGUUCAGUGUCCACACUGUCUGUUCAUGUCAGUCAGCUCCCUAUGGCCCUGUCUGAGUGUGGACCCAAUCUCUCUGCUCCACAGUGCCCAGUCCUCCCCACACGGGACAACUGACUUCGAGAGUCCCUUGUGUAUACUGGUGAUGAAGCGGCCCCUGAUGUCCGCUGUCUGUCCAUGGCAGUGUGUUUCUUAUGUUCACCCCAGUCUUCGCUGUGCUACAAGAGCAACUGACCCUGAGCGCCCUUCAUUUGAUUUUUAACUACCUUUCUUACUCACCUGCUCACUUUUAUAUUUCAUUAUCUCCCUGUUUUUUUGAGGGGGCUCUUCAGUUCAAUUUGCCUUUUCUAUCACUGUAAAUAAAUCCACUGUCCUCCUGAAAUCCCCAUUUCCCUUCCCUGCUGU
Molecule: messenger RNA, 1857 nt
Organism: Lepisosteus oculatus (spotted gar)
Lineage: Eukaryota; Metazoa; Chordata; Actinopteri; Semionotiformes; Lepisosteidae
Product: stress-associated endoplasmic reticulum protein 1
Biological process (GO): endoplasmic reticulum unfolded protein response
Cellular component (GO): endoplasmic reticulum
Source: RefSeq, a predicted model, not a curated record